Messenger RNA from Symbiodinium sp. CCMP2592, 633 nucleotides. The record is from the annotation of a GenBank genome assembly. Lineage: Eukaryota; Dinophyceae; Suessiales; Symbiodiniaceae.
AUGUCGGCACUGGACCGCGGUACGACCACGCUUGUCAUCAGGAGCAAUGCUAAGAUUAACUACGACGGCAUCCUCUUCAUGCUGGACAAGUUCUGCGGGGGCACGCGGGCCUUCGACUUCGUGUAUUUGCCCUGGCCGAAGUUGGCCAUAAUCAACUUCGUCAGUCAGGAGCAGUGCGCGGUAGCUCACUGCAUUCUCAGCCGGAUGGUGAGUUCGGAAUCCAGUGGCCUCCGCUACGUGAAGCCGGCUGUCUUCCAAGGUUUGGGACCAAAUUUGGCUCUCUUCUGCGCGAAAUCUGGAUACGAUGCCAUCCAGGACCCAGGUGCUCCUCGAAUCUUUGUUGCUGGCACUCCUGUGCCGCUGAUGCUGGCUGUGAAUCUCUAUGUCACAGCGGAGCUCCUGCAAAGGUCCCAGGCCCAGAACGUGUCGCCAGAUGCCGAUGGAGACAGCGGGCGCCCCCAAAUGGAUGCUGGUUAUGAGCGGACGAGAGGUUCCGAGGUCCCGUCUCAGAGGCCUUCGCUGCCGUCGUGCUCUUCAUCUCUGCCCACGCUGCUUGCAGACUCCCCUCCAAGAGCCUUGCCACAUGCUCCUCCGGCGUGCGGCUUCGAAGUUUUGUCUCAGUUCUGUGUAUAG